GCGGUCGACGCGCGUUCCUCGUGCCGCGACCCGAUGGCCGCUCCGCAGGGGCCGCUGCCCCCAGAUCAUGCAACAAAAGAGCCGGUAGAGGAUACAGAUCCCAGCACUCUUUCCUUGCCAAUGACGGAAAAAUAUCCUGUCCAAGACACAGGAGUACCUAAAGAUGAGGAAUACCAAACAGAUCAAGUUACAUUGGAAAUUGCAUCUGUGAACAUCAGGAGUCUUACAUCAGAUUCUGGCCUCAUCCAGCAGCCAGAAGACAAAGACACUCAAAACCAUACUGACAAAUCGCUUUCAGAUCUCAAGAAAACUUGCAAAGAAAAUACCACCUGCUCCUUGUGCUUAUUCCGUGCACCGACCAUCAGUGACAUGCUCGAUGACGAGGACUUGUUGUACACAGUGAGGCUAAAGCUGGAUCCCUGCCACCCAACAGUGAAAAACUGGAGGAAUUUAGCAAGCAAGUGGGGGAUGACUUACGAUGAAUUGUGUUUUCUUGAACAGAAGCCCCAGAGUCCCACCUUGGAGUUUUUGCUACGGAAUAGUGACAGGACUGUGGAGCAGCUGAUUGAGCUCUGCAAAUUUUAUAAGAGAAUUGAUGUUGUGAAAGUGCUACUGAAGUGGGUGGAGGAGGAAUGGCCCAAGAGAGGAAACAGAAGUUACCAGAACGACUUGUAGGUCAGAGAAAGUGGUUAGUUUCUGCUUGUUAAAUGUUGGGACUAGCUGCAACUAGUAGAUGGAAAGUUUCUCUUGUGACAGAGAAACAGUCUGUACUGGCAGUCUGUAUACUGUGUAAGCUUUUGUACUGUAUACACAUAUAUAUGGUCUGUGCCCUCAGGGUUGUAAAGAUAACCUUUCAAAAGUGGAUAGAAUAAUGCAGGUUGUGUUUUUGAGUCUACAAACACCUUUAUUUUCUUUGCUGCUGUUUGUAGGCUUCCUAAACAGAAGAAGAAUGAAAAAGCCAGACCAGUGGUAUAAUUGCAACAGUUGUGAGCCAUGUCAGUCAGUUGUGUGUUGUCGCUGCUGGGAAAGCUGCACUUAGAAGGCAAGUCUCUUAGCUUUUCUGACAGCCUUUCCACAGUUUUUGUGUUCUGCCUGCUAGAAGACAAGAGGAUAAUUCUUUUUCUUUCUAAUUUUUAAGCUUUAUGACACUGUAUUUGGCACAGACACAACGUGAUUGCCCAAGCAGCAGUUUGGAUUUGCAUGUUUGAAUUAAUUGAAUGUUUGAACAUCACAUUCAUGCAAAAUUAAGUUCUGAGUCUCUUUUUAUGAACAGGACUAAAUGUGAAAAUAAUUGCAUGUUUCUAUGUCAUAGGGCUUACAUUUCCUAUGAAGAAAUCAUCCAAUUCAGAGAUACUUUCCAGCCCAUAAAUCCCCUUCCCCCAAACGGACACAGAAAAGCCCACCACAGUUAACAUGCUUCAUAGUUAAAACUAGUUUCCAUAGUCUUGAAUAAACUGUUCACUCUGAGUGUUCUUUGAUGUUUUGCUCAAAUGCCUCUCAUUUUGUAGUGUGAGGUCACAAUGAACAUCUCACUCACAAUGUAUCCUUAGUACCAAGUAUAACUUCCUUGUUCAUAAGCGGUCUUCUUCACAGCCUUCCUGUUGUCUGACCUGAUUUCUGUCCUGUACCAAAGCGGUUGAACGCUUGCAUGAAAGUAGCACAAGCUUAUGUAUUGAUUAAAGCCACUGUAAUAGGAAAUCCACAGGUUGAUUUGCCUACAGGUCUAAGUGGAUGGUGAUUAAAGCACUUCUGUUGGUUUAGACUGAUAUAUCAAAGGCUGUUGAUAUACUGAAUUACACUGUUUACAUUGAAGAUAUGUCUAGAAUUUUUUACCAUUCUUUGGUAUUCUAAUAGUUUAAAAAAAAACUGAAAAAUCAGUUGUAUAAUAGGCUGUAUAAGGUACUUAUUGUUGUAAUGGCACAUACACACACCAAUGCUGUGACUUAAAAAUAUUUCUAGUUGUCACCCUUACUAAAACAUCUCAGAUGAUACUAAUAUGUACGUAGAUGUAUAUAAUGUAGCAGUGGUGAACAGCAUGUUAAGAUGUAGGGUAUGAAGGGUAUGGACUGAUGUACUGUUCACUUCGCUCAAGUAGGAAUGACUAAUUAAGAAUUAAUGGCACAGCUGAGGAAAGUCUGUCAGGUUGCAUUCCAAGUUUCUUAAUGUAAGAGAAUGAAAAGGGACAUCUAGUAGUAACAUAGGUACUGGCACAAAUGGUUACUGAGGAGUUAAAUAUAAAGACUGUAACUUCUUUGAUUUCAAGCACUAGUUCUGGGGAUGAUCUAAAUUAGCUUUACUGCAGUGUCCUCAAGAAACUGAAGAUCUAGUUUCAAGGUAAAAAGAGUGACCUACAGUUGAUGUUUGAAUUUUUAUUUUUUUAAAGCUUGUGGAAGGACUGGAGUUUUGACAACUGUGUGUAUAUAUAAUUUUUCAUUGUUCCCUCAGAAAAGCUGCUACUCUUCAGAACAGUAUGUCUUCUAGCCAUAUUUUUAAGUGGAAGAUAUAUUGCUCUGUCUCGCAGGGGUUGCAGUUCGAACGCUUCACUUCUGUCGUCUUCAGAUGGAGUCUUCUGAUAGAUGUGUGAACUCUUGCAGCUCAUCUUCUGUCUUUAGUUAGGGGUUCUGGAAUCAGCUUUGAGGAUUGCUGCUGUGGCUAGGCUCUCUGCUAGAUACAGAGGCAUCCACUGUGUACAUGCAAAUUGCCCAUAUGCAGCUUGUCCAACAUAAUCCCCAUACCUUAGGCCCACCACAUGCAUGAUUUAUGAUCCUGUGUCUGUGUCUUAAGUUGUUCUUAUAAGUGAUGAGGGCUGGCAUGUCUACCCACAGCUUUUCUCUCCUGUGACCUAGUACAGUUAUAUACGUGUGGUAGUACAGUAUGCUUUGCUGUGGAUGCAGUCCAUUAAGGAAUCUAGCUGGAGCCCUUGUAUGAUGGCUCACAAAUGGGAACACACAUUGAUGUAGUAUCAUUUCUGAAUCAGCAAGUCCAACUGAAAUCUUCUUCUCUUCCUGUUUUCUGGCUAUAAUUAGUAAGCUUCUGAACAAAUGCUGUUGUGUAGUGGAAGCUAGUUCUGAUCCCCUGAAACUCUUGAAAAAUCAAUGUGAGCUGCAAGGAUUCAUACUGGAAAAUAAAGCUGCUUUUGAGAGUUUAUAUGUGGGUUCUGUGUGAAUUCCACACUGAAGGCUGAAAGUGUUAGCCUUAAACUUCAUCACACACUGGAUAACUCAUUUGUAUACUUGAAAUAUUUUUUCAUCUUUGUAUGGCAUGAAUUGAGGUGUACGCAGUUUUUUUAGUUUUGUAUCUAUUUGCAAGACACUGGUCUGAGUGUUCACUUUAAGCAUUCUUAUACCUUCUGUUAUAAUGUAUACUAUAUUUAGAAAAAAUACAGUUUAUCAGUUUUUGA
This is a messenger RNA of Gallus gallus (chicken), 3400 nucleotides long. It is a transcript of the gene EDARADD, whose product is annotated as EDAR associated death domain. Bases 34 to 675 code for a protein of 213 amino acids. NCBI's taxonomy places the organism in Eukaryota, Metazoa, Chordata, Aves, Galliformes, Phasianidae. Gene Ontology annotation, biological process: signal transduction. The transcript has 6 exons. The record is from RefSeq and is marked validated. Gene Ontology annotation, molecular function: protein binding.